Sclerotinia borealis F-4128 is the source of this 1704-nucleotide messenger RNA. NCBI's taxonomy places the organism in Eukaryota, Fungi, Ascomycota, Leotiomycetes, Helotiales, Sclerotiniaceae. The record is from the annotation of a GenBank genome assembly.
AUGAUGUUAAGUUCUCCGUCUUCAUUUUAUACAGCCUUGGAUUCUCCAUCGUCGCCCAGUCCAACAUUCUCUUCGAUGGCAGAUGGCACAAAUGAACGUGGAGGUUCCUUAGAACACCCACAAUAUUGCCAAGCAAAUCAAAUCUCUAGUGAAAUUGAGGAGCAUGUCAAGAUAUACUUCGAUGAACUGUUGUAUAACCACGCUCUCACCUUACUUUCUGAUGCCUUUACUGCUGGUAUUUCACAUUCAAGCGCAACUUCGAAAGCUGCCUGUAUACCAACCCAUAAAUUCUUGCAAAUAGCCAGUACGUUACUUGUACAUCCGGUCUCUACAACUCGUGCCAAGCAUGAAAAUGUCGAAGUAGCAUCAAGAUCUAUUGUGUUUCUACGAAAUAUUCUCACCGAAAUCGGUCCCAAGAGUGGUAAUCUAGCGCAAGCAUUUUCUUUCGAAGCACGCAGAUACUCCCGACGGCGUUCUCACGAUGGAGAUAGUAGUUCGAAUAGUGAUGAUGAUGAUAUAAAGGGAGUGGUAUCUCAAAAUGGACUGUGGAGAUGCGCCAAGGACUUUUGGCAGAUUGUGGGUUGGUCAUUUAAUUGCAGCGUUAGGCAUCCGAAGAGGUGGAGAUAUUGGAAGAUUCUUUUGGAGUAUCUGCUAGAUGUACUGGAUGCAGAUUGGCAGGAACGAAAAGCUAUGGAUGACACGACAUUCACGGCCAAAGUUGAUCAAACCCAAGGGGCUGAGCUGCUUUCUCCUGGUUAUGAAUUACUUCAAGGUUCGUUACUGGCACAAUAUAUAGGCGUGUCUAGUCAAAAUCGCAAUGGCAACGCUGUUCGGCGGAUUGUUAAGGCAGCCUUUGCGGAUGGCUCUGUGCAAUCCAUGAAAGCGUAUCCGGAGGUUUUUGAGAAUGAGGUCAAGGACAUCAAGAAAGACUUGUCACAAAAGAGGAAAUGGGAUGACAGCAAAAAUAUUAAGGAGAUGGGCUUUGGUGAUUACAACGAAGAGGAAGAAGAAGACAUCACAUCUGAUACAUCCAAAGGUUCUGAAGAACCAGUUCAGAAGCCAAGUAAGAAAAGAAAUACAACAUACUCUUCUACUAUAGGAGACCCGGACUCCAUUCGCUUGCGUCAGCGAGUCAUAACUCUACUGUCCCGCGUAUCUGUGGUCCUUCCACAAGUGUUUGUGCCCGUCGCCGAUGUCUACGACCUCCUCCAAGAGUUCACCGCAGCACUUCCUGUCGCAUCAUUUUCACUUCUACUCAACAUAUCACGAAUAUCACCAUUUCCUUCCGAGGUCCUUAUCUCACUGAUGCAACUAAUAUGCUGUCGCUAUCUUCCUAAAUCCACGCCCUUUCCUCACGACGUCGAGAAUUCUACAAAUGAUUCACUCACGCAACCAAUUCUCGAAAUCUGUUAUUUACCAUGGAGUCCCAUGACUUCAUCUGUUGAGGAUAAUGCCAAGUAUUCAAUUUUGGUUGAAAAUCUACUUCGCCUAUUUUUGACGGGUUGUGAGGCGAACCAUACGUCUAAUCUAGACGAGGCGAUAGAAAAUGGAAUCAGUGCGAGGGAAAAGAUAUGUAAGCCGGAUAGCAGACGAAGAGUAGAUGCUGUAACAAAGAAGAAGGAAGAGAUUGCGAGGAUCUUCCUAGAUGCAAGUUCGAGGAGACUGAGGAGUUUGGUAGAUUGGAUAGAAAUAUGCAAUGCCUAA